Messenger RNA from Diatraea saccharalis (sugarcane borer), 2819 nucleotides. The record is from the annotation of a GenBank genome assembly. Lineage: Eukaryota; Metazoa; Arthropoda; Insecta; Lepidoptera; Crambidae.
GUUUUAAUAUAAAAAAAACUGAGAGAACUGCAUUACAUUUGAUUGUUGUCAUAUAGAAACUCUUAAAUAAAAAAAGAAAUAAAAAUAAAAAUUCUUAAAAUCUUAAAAUAAUUCUUAAGAAGUAACAAACAUCCAAACCUACAAAGUUUCGCCUUUAUAAUAUUAGUAGGACGAGUAAUUAGUAGUCCACUAUAUUAAUCUUAAAAUACACGAAAAUAAAACUGUCUCAGGUAAGCGGAUUUUUUCCAACUAUUUUUAAGAUAUUUUAUUCAAUCAAUUUCGCAGUCACAAUACUACACUGAAAAAUAUUCUUAAUGAAAAAUACUUAAAAAUCCACAUAUCUCAGGGUGCUAGGGACCAAUACAUUUUUAAGCACUUUUCAUUGAGAAUAUUUUUAAGAUAAUUACAUGUUGAAAUAGCAUUGUUGGCUAUUUUCUCUAAAUUUACAAUAAUAGUAAUUCAAAUUAAUUUUCAUAAAAUCAUAUCUUAAAGUAUGCGUUGUUUUAGGUUCUAUGGCUUUCGAUGGUACACUUGGACUGUGUUCAUAUUCCUGUUCUUCGCUAUGAUUAUUCUGCAACCGAUAACAUGGUUCCACUUUUUAUGGACAAAAUACAUUGGCGUCGAAGAGCCCAGGAAUAAGAUUCUACGUUCAAUAUACGAUAACUCUGCAAAUAUCAUUAAAUCCGUUAAAAUAAGGACUGCAAUUUAUUUGAUCGUUAGUUUGGGAUUAGCUGCGAUAUCCAUAGUCAAUGUUAUCGGCUGCACUGAAGUAAAAAUCGAAGAUCCACCCGAUUCUGAAACAGUCCUUUCAAAUUGUGUAUCUUCGUGGCACGUAACGCAAUGCUGGGGACUUGCAUUGUUACUAAAUUUCCUGUUCAGUAGAGUGUUUUUCAUCUUCAAAUGGAUCGUUGCCGGUGGCAUGACUUGCUUUUACUUAUACGUCGUCUGGGAUCUCAAAUCUACUCUUUUCGCUAUCGAUGCUACUUGGAACGUCGGCUUAGAUCCUCGUAUAUCACAUACUUUAUCAGUUAUUAUAAUAACAGUAUCCUUGUACUGGAUUGAUCGGACCACAGAAUACAGGAACAGGUUGGAUAAUCUGUGGCAAAUACAGUUAAACGAAGAACAGCAAGAAGCUGAAACUAUGUUAAAAGUGAACAAUAUGCUUUUGGAGAAUAUUCUUCCAGCACACGUUGUGCAGGUAUAUUUGAAUCUACACCGUUCUAUUGACGAGCUGUACUACGAGAACUAUGAUAAUGUAGCUGUAAUGUUUGCGUCUUUAACUGACUACAAGCUCGGGAUGGAAACCGACGCCGACAUGAGUGAUAAAUUUGUGCUGAGCAUUCUAGACGAAGUUAUAUCAGAUUUUGAUAGGUUGCUUAUUACUGGUUCUUCAAUCCACAAAGUGGAAAAAAUUAAAGUCGCUGGUUGGACAUAUAUGGCAGCUUGUGGCUUAGACCCCAACAGAAGAGAUUCUAUUGAUUCCUCGUCGAACACAUCUACUAUUAGAGGGAAUAGUCCAUAUGAUAAGGCAGUAGUGCUCACAAUGGUCGAAUUUGCUGCAGCGAUGAUGAUGCAACUGCGAAAUUUCAAUAGAGGUUCUUUUCAAAGCUUCGAAGGACUGAAUUUAAGAAUUGGAAUUUCCAACGGAAAGGUCGCGGCGGGUGUUGUUGGGUCCCUUAAACCGCUAUAUGAUAUAUGGGGUCAUGCGGUAAAUAUGGCUUCUAGGAUGGACUCCACAGGAGAAACGGGGAAAAUACAAGUUACAGAAAACACGGCACUAAUUUUAGAGGAAUGUGGUGUUUUAACAGCAUGUCGUGGUGAAACUUUCGUAAAAGGAGCUGGUUAUGUGAAAACGUACUUCGUGCCUCUCGACGACCAUUUCAACUUAAUAAAAACAGAAGACAGCAUACUUUAUUACAGAAAAGAAAAUAGAAACCGUUACAAUAAUUUAAUAAACGGAUUUGAUGAUGUAUCAGAUGCAACAUCUGUUUAUAGUUUCAAUUCCUUAUAUGGAAUGUCAGCGGCAAAUGAUAUCACUAGUAUUCAGGCUGACAAUUAUUUUGCUAGUAGAUCGUAUGAACCAAAUGACGGUGACAGUAUCACGUCAUCAGAACUCGAUUACACAACCACUGAUAAUGCUUAUAACAAUGAUAUGACUAGAAACCAGACGUUUGAACCAGCUGAUUCUACUAGCAACUCAGAAGAUGUUGAAGACACUCGUUGUUAAAAAAUGAAUGGCGUAUAAUAAAUCAUAUUGUAUAAGUCAUAAGUUCUCAUUACUUGGCGGCUGUCCUCUGACAUUCCUUCAAAAUAUUAUCGAUUACAAAUAAGAACGUGAAGAUAUUAUAGCAAAUCAAGAUGUCUCCCAUCAAACGAUGCUGACGUGAUGUUCUCUGUUAGAGUAAUAAUAGGGAGUAUUUAAAACAUAAUGUACGAGUUUAGGUUUAGAGACUUAGUAUAUACUAUCUAAUUAUUUUUUCUAGUCGUUAAGUUUUAAGGUAUUUAAAUAUAUGUGAAGAAUUAAUAAUUUUUUUUUUUUACUUUCGAAUUGAAAUUAAUUCAAUGUUUUCAGCAAUGUGAGAUAAUUUUUUAUUCUUUUUUAAUGAGUGAUGUAAUGUAAUACUAGAGAACAAAUAAUAAUUUAAGCUGCUAGAUAAAUAUGAGAACUGCAAAUUUUUUUACAAUAUUUUUCAAAUUAUUAAAAAUAAGAUUAAAAAUUAGUACCUAUUUUGCUUUUUACUUUAUUAAAAAUUUUUGAUUUAUUGAAUAUAUAUUUUGGUCGAACUAGAUUCAAUAAAAACGCAUUUAACAUUCAUUCA